AUGAACCACACUAAGAGACGUCCAGAUGUGAGUGACCUCCUACGACCUCACGCGCCUUGGCGAGGUCGGCGGGUUUCAGCACUGGAGAGGAGGAGGCCGCCGCCCUCAGCGCCCUCGUCCAGCACCGGCUGCGCGUCCUGCAGAAUCCUCGCGAUUGCGCCUCCGCCAAGAAGAUCUUUUGCGACUUUAGAGUUGCCUGAUGCUACAAUUGUAUCCCUAAAAGGAGUUGCAGAAACAGAUGAAGGCCAGUGUUUAGAGAAAAUCCCUCUAAAUUCUAAGACACUGUCUCGCGUCUUUAAAAUAUGGCCAUUUCAGGGGCGAGGGAUAGGGAGCCAACUACACCACCUGAGCUACUGUUUCCUGGCGUCAUAUGGCACUCAGCGGACCUUGAUUCUAGAUACGAAGAAUUACAAUGGCAAUCCCGAAGGACUCGAGACGUUCUUCCUUCCUCUCAGCGACACUUGCACAAGUUACGACAAGUCUCAGAUGGUUCCUUGGCCAGGAAAGAAAGAUUCGCUCGUGGUGCGUUUCCCGAGUAUGGACAGACCGAAUCCGAGGCCGAACUAUUUUCCAAAGUCAAUCCCGAAGGACAUUUCCGAGCGUCUGGUGCGCCUCCACGGAGAUCCUUUUGCCUGGUGGAUGGGCCAGUUCUUCAAGUACGCCAUGAGGACGAACAAGGAUUUCCAGGAUUACAUUGAUAACCAAGCGCGAGAAAUGGGUUACGAGUCUCCUAUUGUAGGCUUGCAGAUUCGACGGUCUGACAAACUGAUACAUGAAGCAGUUUACAUUGACCUCAGUGUGUACAUGGAAGAAGUGGAGGGCUUCUACAAGCAGCUGGAGUUGCGUCAGCCUGUUGCGCAACGAAGGGUCUUCUUGGCCACUGACGAUCCAAAUGUAAUUGCUGAAAUAAAGCAGAAGUACCCGGAGUACAAGGUCGUGUACAACUCGGCCAGUGUCGACUCGACGCGCUUGAACCAGCGGAAGAAGAGUGAGAGUGUGAGGUAUUUCUUCGCUGAUGUUUACUUCCUCUCGCGGUCCGACUUCCUCGUCUGCGGGAUGACCUCCAACAUCUGCAGGCUGAGUUACGAGCUGAUGCAGAGCCUCCACGCGGACGCCUCGACCCGCGUGUCGUCGGUCGACAGAGAUUACUACUUCCACUACGAGGUCGGGAAUGUGGUCAAGGCUCGCUUCCCGCAUAAGCCUAGAAGGCCUGGAGAACUAGAAAUGCAAGAAGGAGAUGAGGUGAACCGAAACGACUUACCGACUCAUUUUCGCAAGCAUCCCAGCAAAGACAAUGGGUUUCUGUGGGGCAGGAACACGCGCACCAAAAAAUUUGGUUAUUACCCUGUUUACAAGACCGUCGAAGUUUUGAAGAGGGCAAAUAUCCAGUCCUUUGAAGACAUUGAUAGAAUAAUAAAACCGUAUAAUUAUUGUUACUUUUUACUUGACGUUUGUCUGAGGUUAGAGAAUUAUGUUCUCAAGGUUAAUGAUAUUAGGGACACGGACCAUGUCAUGAUCUGA
Penaeus vannamei (Pacific white shrimp) is the source of this 1521-nucleotide messenger RNA. NCBI's taxonomy places the organism in Eukaryota, Metazoa, Arthropoda, Malacostraca, Decapoda, Penaeidae. The record is from RefSeq and is a predicted model, not a curated record.